AUGUAUGCGAUGGAGGGCAAGCGGAAGAUUGCACUCAUAUUCAGUAAUGUUGAAUUUCGCUAUAAUCGUCUUCCUUCAAGAAAGGGAGGCAAGAAAGAUGCAGAAGAUUUAAGGACAGCAUUACAAAAGCUAAAAUUCGAUGUGACACUGCUCGAAAAUCCUUCUUACAAGAAGAUACAUGAUGAACUCCUAACACUUUCCAAAGAGGACCAUGAAGACCUAGGCUGUCUUAUAGUAGUGGCAAUGACGCAUGGAGAUGCAGAUCAGCUGGAAGCGUUUGACAAAACGUACUCAACACACGCACUAUGGAACUUCUUUGUGGAUGACUGCCCUUCGCUAAACGAAAAUCAAGCAGGAGAUAUAAUAGGAUCUAAAACUGAUAGCGUUAAAAUGGGGCCACCUAAUCAAAUGACUGGAAGCGUCUUCAGGCCAUUGAAAGCGAUUCCCACAACUCCUGACCUAUUGGUGAUGUACGCAAGUAUUGACGGAUUUGUAUCUUGGCGUAAUGAGGCUGACGGUAGCUGUUUCAUUCAAUCGCUCUGUGCUGAGCUGAACGCCAACGGUAAUAAAAAAGAAUUGCUACAAAUGCUGACAAUUGUAUCGCGCAUGGUGGCAUACCACUUCAAAUAUUACUAUAAGUCUGCUGAUUCUAUGGAAAAAAUGUGUAGUAAGCAAAUGACUUGCUUCGAAUCAACGCUCACGAAACAACUGUAUUUGGCAUCAUAA
Messenger RNA from Anopheles darlingi, 726 nucleotides. RefSeq names its product caspase-like. Bases 1 to 726 code for a protein of 241 amino acids. Lineage: Eukaryota; Metazoa; Arthropoda; Insecta; Diptera; Culicidae. Gene Ontology annotation, biological process: proteolysis. The transcript is spliced from 2 exons. The record is from RefSeq and is a predicted model, not a curated record. Gene Ontology annotation, molecular function: cysteine-type endopeptidase activity.